UGCGUUCACAGCCUUAUCUCAGAACACGACAUCCAAUCAUGUCACGCUGAAUAGGAGGGCAUCCAAUCGCCUAACUAGCACUCACCGGUUGGAAACCCCUGCCAUCCGCCUCGUGCGGGGCUGAGUAUACUUUUGAUAUCACCGCAUCAGUCCCCCAAGCAGCUUUCCUAAGCUUACUAAGCUUAUCCCAUUAAGUCUAGGGGCUAUUGGGACAACGUAUGAGGCGGCGAUGCGUCUAGCGCGAGAUCUCCAGAGCUCUGGAUCCGAUAUUGUGGUUGAAGAAGACCUCGCCGAGAUGCUGGGUCGAGCUCGUAUAGUUGACAACGUGGUAUCGUCUUUCCGUGCAGAAAUGGCAAAGCCUGACCCGUCUAUCACCUUGGCAAGUGGUAUAUUUCUCUCCAGAGGACCUGGCCCUACCGUGACGAGAGCCCUUACUGAGCCGGCGUAUCUCUCGACAAUAAUACUGUGUUCCUUCUUCGUCUCGAUUCAUGAGAAAAGCUCACUUGCAGCAACGAUCACACACUAUCUGGAGACCUUGGCAGAGGAGACACCGGCUAAUGCUGCAAAACGUAUGGUUCCAAGUCUUGAUUCCGUAAGAGGUACUUUACGGGCGUGUGAAAAUCAGACAGCAGCUUACCAAUGGCAUUGGCGGAUGCAACUACUAUCUGCUGCUGCAGCCCUUGGCUAUGAUGAGUCCGAAAUGCAAUCAACCAUACCCCCGGUCGUAUUUCAAGGCCUCAUGGCUUUGCUUCCGUUGGUUCAGACCCUUCCCGAAGACCGGACUGUGAUGAUCGAGACAGGGCAAGGGACAUGCGCCAUUGUAGUCUGGGCUCAUCUCUUACUGGGACUGCGUGUUGCAACGAGAUUCUACGACCGAUCCCGCAACAAAUUUGUCGAGAUACGAUUUCCCUCCAGGGGUGAUCUAGCAGACCAGGUGUUCAUCUACUCCAACAUCACUCAUCAAAAUUGGACCAACAAGGAGUUGCAAGGAGUCCAGGUAAAGCCCUCAAUUACCUUGUUCUCAGCAAGCACCAAAGAGCAGCUCAUCCAGCUAAAUGUGGAUCUACGGAUGGACAUGAUACAUAGUAAUAUUAGAGUUCCUGCGAUGGGCUUGGGUCAGCAUUACCUGGACACCGUUACCAUGCAUCACACGGGGAGAGAAAAGGUCAUGGAAGAGAUAAGGUGCAUAGCAUGCAGUUUUGCACUCUGCAUGUCGCGCAAGAUGUUCGAAGAGCCAGUAGGAUACGGCAUAUUUGCCAAUGCAAACAACCCAGAGUAUCCAAUCCAGACCCCAACAAGCAAAAUCCUCGAUUCGGCUUGUAUGCUCUUUGGUUUGAACAAUCACCAACUCUCGUCUGAGAAAUGCGAACAGUACGCUUCUUUAUACUCGGAGGCAAAAUUAGUGGAUAUACCAGACGCCCCGGCAUCUAUCAGGCCGAUCUUGCAAGAGUGGAAUGGACUUCGUGUGGGCAGCUUCGUAUCACUCAACAAUAAAUGGCCGUAUUUCAACCACAUUGCGACCGAGCUGAGUAUACUCAUACUGGCGUUUGCGAAGGUGUUGGACCUUGAGGCGUGCGCAGAACUUCCGCUUUCCCCUCGCAUGACGCUCAUUUCCGGAUCAGAGAUCAAGGAACGACUAUCCACAUGGGAUGGCAAGGUGAGUUUCAUGAUAGACCAAAGCUCCUGGUUCGAGGUCAUUGCUCUGCUACUCUUGGGGGAGCGCGGUGAGCGUGUCGAUGUACGCACUACAGCCCUGGUGAGCGAGAGUGGAUGGAGUCUUUUCGUUAGCUCCAUGGGCGAUUCAGAUCCUGCUUUUGUUGAUGCGAGCAGUAUAGUCAUCAAAAGAGGUACUCCGUGGCGCAACGGGAUAUGCAAGCAACGCAUCAUUGACGGACCGCAGUCCGUUUUGAACUACGCAGGUUGGACCCAGUGCGGGACGUUUCCCAGCACAGCAACAUUGGAGUGUGCUACGCCGAUGGAAUUUGGCCGACCUAAAAUAGGGGAGCUCAAUGACAAUUUCGUCAUUCAACUUCUACUGCAGACCACUGGCGAAGGUAAAACGAUCCGGUGGACUGGGUAUAGAAAUCUCUGGAGUUCGCUUUGGACGAUACGGAAGACAUCGCCAUGCCAUCACCCAAAUCGACUUGGAGCCACCCUUGAGCUUCAGCCAGGUUGGAUCACAGUGACCGGGCGUUGUUCAGCUCUUGACAACGCGAACUAUACGCUAGUCAUCUUUAUGACAGCCGGCAGCCCCCAAUCCAGAUGGAAUGCGAUUCAUGACGUGGCCCCAGGGGCUUAUCAAGCAGGUUACGAAAUCUUUCUACGAAGCCUUGAUUCCUGCUUUAGUUGUGCUGCUGAGGAGGCUUCACGGCAGCCUUCAACCUCUUAUCUGUUAUUGUGAUAGCUGGGAGAUGGUAUAUUGUUAAUGUCGAGGCACAUGUAAGAUCGCGUGUCAUAGGUGAAAUCGAGCAUCGCCCGUAGAGUUUUCAGGUGG
This is a messenger RNA of Cucurbitaria berberidis CBS 394.84, 2494 nucleotides long. RefSeq lists its product as uncharacterized. The transcript has 5 exons. The record is from RefSeq and is a predicted model, not a curated record. The coding region runs from base 230 to 2401 and encodes 723 amino acids. NCBI's taxonomy places the organism in Eukaryota, Fungi, Ascomycota, Dothideomycetes, Pleosporales, Cucurbitariaceae.